This is a messenger RNA of Colletotrichum godetiae, 870 nucleotides long. RefSeq lists its product as uncharacterized. Lineage: Eukaryota; Fungi; Ascomycota; Sordariomycetes; Glomerellales; Glomerellaceae. Bases 1 to 870 code for a protein of 289 amino acids. The record is from RefSeq and is a predicted model, not a curated record. The transcript has 2 exons.
AUGAAGCGUAGGAAGGAUAGCAGAGCUGGACGCAUCCCACCAAUCAUCGCCAAAGUGGAGAAAAUCGGUAGCCCAGAGACUCUCGUACGCCUAUGGGACAGCUGCAGGGCAUCGAGGGCUCGCGAUCAGAGUAUCGUUAGCGGGACGCGACAGGUCCUGCCUGGCGAACCGGAAGGUGACUUGGAUGGCCCGUCUGUGCUGGAACGACUUGAUUCCCUCAGAGAGCAGGCGGCUGCAGCUAGUUCAAGCAUUCACUUUUCCAUUGCUAUCAAGCGCUAUCAUCAUACUCAGAUGGUCCACUUAUACAACAGGGCGAGAGACCUAGACGAGACGACGAUUGAGGCGGCAGAUCCAGGCAGCGGCUCCCAGUCUCUGGUUGACCAAUUUGCGGAGAGGCUUUUCCCUAGCGCCUCAUCAGUCGAAAAGCAGGCUGGUCGGGGGCCGAAGCUCAAGAGGAAGCCGCUGAAGAGCGCAUUCAACAGGUGGCUGACCCUCGGGAAUAAGCUAACCACACUAGUUGCCAGCAUUCGACGACUUCGUGAUGGUGAUCUCCUCGCGGUGCUGAAUCGGUUAGAUACGCAUGUCCGACUGAAAGACAGCAUCCAGGCCCUCACAGAAGUGCUUCUCAGUCUGGUCACAUGGGGCAUCCUGCCUGUGGCGAGAAUUGGCUUGGAGACGUAUGCCUCUGCGUCGCAGGUUCGAAAACUGGCUUCGGAGCCUAUGUUCCUGGGGGGCCUAUUGUCUUGGUGUACUGGCGCAGCAUCCGACCCGGACCUCGCGAUGUUGACGCAGCCAGCUCUCCAUUCGGCGACUGAACACCGCGACAGCACGGCCGAGGUGGACAAUCUUUCAUUUCACGCCGACGACUGA